AUGCCCAGCGCCGAGCUUGACCUGGCCGGGCUCGGUGGCGGCGGGUCUGAUAGUGGCGAUGAGGAGGCCCCUGCCAGCGAGCUCGGCACGACGGCAGCAGGCGCUGCCAGCGAUAACGAGAGCGACUACUCGAUGGACGUCCAGGAGUGCAACGGGUGCAGCAUUCAGUCGACUAACUGCCCCAUCUCGGUCAUCCAGGAAAAACCGAAGAGGGUGAAAUGGGCCCGGUACCGCAACAAGUCUUUCAAGAACAAGCGCACUGGCGUGCUCCGCAAGUUCAAGACACCUUCUGGCAAGUGGUGCGGGAACUGCUUCAGCUUCUGGCGGACGAACUUCAAGAGGGAAUUGCCCCACCUCGAGGAUUGGGACACGGUUACCACGGAGAAGGUCCACAUCAAGCGUAAGUUCAGGAAGAUGCAGGGCAAUUGGGUUAUCAAGAAAGGCGGCGGAGCGGUCAGGCUGCGAGGCUCGCAGAAGAAGAAGGUGACCACCAAGAAGAGCGUCAAACAGCAACUGGUCGAUGGCGGCGUCUACUUUUACACCGAGAAGGCGCGUCGGAAAAAAUUCGGAUGCCCCAGAGAAAACAAAGCCAAAAAGCACGUGGUCAAGCAGAGGGACGGCACCGAGCUUCACGGAUACGCCGUGAGGCACGGCGAGGAGGGCGUGUUCCAGUUGAAGAACAUCGUGGAGGACGAGCUGGCGCUGGAGGAGGCGGCUCUCGAGGAGGGCGACGCGCUCCACGAGGAUCAUGCCGAUGAAGUGUUCGCUGGCGCCCAGGCAGAUGCUGCAGCAGCUGGCCCAUCCAUCAUGAACGAGACGGAGGCGAGGGAGCGCGCUCGCCUGGCUGAGCUGAAGAGGAGGGCGGCGGAGGCUUGCGACCUCGACGAGCCCGGAGAUGAUGGGCCCGAUGGCUCUAGCAGUGACGGCGAGUCAGAGAAGAGCGAGGGGAAGAGCUUCUCGGCGGGCGAUUCGGACUCCGAGGCCCCAAGCGACCCCGGCAAGGAUGCGGAUGCCAGCAAGAAGGAGAAGGCCAGGAGCAAGGCAAGAGGCGGCAGCUCAGCUGCCAGCGUCCGCAGCAGCACUCCUGCGACGAGCAAGGCCGACGAGAAAGCCAAGAGCUACGCGAAGGAGCUCCUGAGUCCUUUGGAGGAGGCCCUGGGCGACUUCCUCGACAGCAAGUGGUCGGCCAUCAAGCCGCGCCCAUUGGGGCACAUGCUGACCGAAAUCCAGGAGAAGAUCGGCGCGGCCAAUCGGUUCCUCAAGGCCAAAGGGGCCAACACCACUGGGCAGGAGAUCGCCUCGCUGGCGGAGCACGUCGAGAUGCUGACGCACGUCUGCGCGUUCAAGAAGGGUUUCAACAAAUUGCAGAGCCUCGAACCCGCGGCAGCCAAACAAACGUACCAGACGCUCAAAACGAAGUUGAAAGGCAAGCAGGUCCCCGGCUACAUUGCGAAGGUCGUAUCGGGCAAGAACUUGAGCGCUGUCGAUAGCUUGGGUGAGCAGCUGAAUCUGAUCCAGGACUCGAACGCCGACGGCCUCGGCAUGGUCCCAGUGGAGGUGAUCGGCACUCACCUGGACCAGAUGAAGACCAUGCACUCCACGGAUCAUGACGAACACUUCAAGCAGCUGGUCACGUCAGUGGCUUCCCUGGGGGGCUUGCCGAAGACAAUUGUGGAUGACAUGAAAGCCAUCAACGUCUACUACCAGACGCAGGAGAUCCCGCCUGGCCGAGCGAUAUCGUCGGCCAUGAGGGCAUCGGUGCAGACGGCCGUCACCCGUCUGACGCAAAAGAAGGACUCCUCUGUCUACCUGGUUCUUAUCAAGCGGAGGAAGCCCAUUCCCUUCGAGAAUGCCCUGAAGGGUUUGACCGAGAAGCUGAAAGAGGUGCAGGCGACAGAGCAGAAGCAGCAAGUGGCAACGGACAUCACCAAAUCGUUGAAUUCUUCAUUGAGCAUGUUGCCAGCGACUGAUCGGUCCGUGAUCUCGCACCAGAUGGACAAGUACAACGCGCAGGUCACCCGCUGCAGUGGUGUCAACUGGACCGAGACGAAUGGCGACGAGGUAACAGAGGUCAUGGUCACGUUCACUGACAGAAUGGCAGCUUCGAUCAUGUUCCAGGUCCCCGGCAACAUCCUCGAGGCCGAGGAGGGCACGGUGAAGGACGUGCUGAAGUGGGUGCAGGGCCAGGCCCUUUCCCUGGCAAUGUGUGUCGAGAAGCUGCGCGACAUCAUGGCCCCGGCAUCGCCUCGAUUCGAUCAAGAGAUCUCACCCCGAGUGGUCGCGCUGCGCAACUGGGCCUUUUUGCUGCAGUACUGCAAGUACUUCAAGGUCGUGGAUAUCCUGGCGAGUGGUGAUCCAACAGAGCGGCUCAACGUAGCUCUGAGCAAGAUGACGAGCAGUGAGAUCUCAGGCUCUGCUACGAUCGCCAAGCACGCUGUGAAAGAGGGGAACACGCCGUACCCCACCGAUCUCCUGAGCAUUCUCAGCACGACGAUCGAGAUCCCAGACAGCCUGAACUUCACGAACGUGAUGACGAACCUAUGUGAGUUUCACAAGUUGAUACCUGGGCCUCUCUGCAAGACAAUGCAGGCCCUGAUGCAGGUCAACAGCGAAAAUGGUGUGUCCCCGGUCAGCAUCGCAGACAACGACCUCAACAAAAUUUCUGUGACCGUCACGGGCUCAUUGGACAUCCCUGAGGAGGUGACGAACCGCGUGCGCGACGAGAAGCUGACCAGCAUCCUGGGCAAAUUGGACGGCCAGAUCAGCAUCGGGUUGCUAUACAAGAGCUUGGCAGAGAAAUACAAGGACACUUUCGGAGACGAGCAGAUCGACGAGUUGCCGACUGCGCCCGGCUCCGAAUCUCUGCGCGUCCCUUUCCUGAUGAAGCUGGUCCCGGCCCUCUGUGCUGCGAUCGCCGUGGACACUUGCGACCAGGGCUCGGAAAAGUUGCACCAGGGUUUCGUGGAGAACAAUCGUGACGUGUCGGAGCUCGUGGAUUGGAUGUCUCGCGAAGGCGCGGAGACGGGCUGCCCGUCGGAAGACACGCGCCAGCACCUGAGCCACGUUCUCAAACAUUGGACCGAGGCGAAGAAAACUAACAUCCUGGGCACCCUGGAGAAGAUCGCAGGUAAGCUCGAGACACUGAGCAACACAGUGCAGCCAAACAUGAUCGACUGCAAGGACGCGCUCAAAGACUUGAACCCAGAGAAAAUGGAGGUCAUCAAGGAUAUGCCUGGGCGCGUUACGCUGAUGGAGACUAUCAGAUCGAUGAACGUCAAACAAGGCAUGUGGAAGAAACUAUCGUGUCCGGUCGCAGGUCUCUUCGACAACAUGGCGCAGCUCGAGGAGAAGGUCCAGGAGGCAGUGAAGGAGAAGAACAAAGCAAAAACGAUGGUUGCCAUCAGGAGCGGCAUGUGCCUCCUCCUCGCAAAAGAUGGCGCGGCUCUCGUGGGCAACUUCUUCAAGGAGCUGAAAGCUGCCAAGGCAGCGAUCCCCGCCAAGCUGAAGAAGGCGUUGGAAUCGCUCCAGACGGAUGCGGGCCUGGGCGGCGGCGAAGAUGACGCUGAG
Prorocentrum cordatum is the source of this 3567-nucleotide messenger RNA. Lineage: Eukaryota; Dinophyceae; Prorocentrales; Prorocentraceae. The record is from the annotation of a GenBank genome assembly.